This is a messenger RNA of Trypanosoma cruzi, 621 nucleotides long. Its product is annotated as mucin TcMUCII, putative. The record is from RefSeq and is a predicted model, not a curated record. Bases 1 to 621 code for a protein of 206 amino acids. Lineage: Eukaryota; Euglenozoa; Kinetoplastea; Trypanosomatida; Trypanosomatidae. The transcript has a single exon.
AUGAUGACGUGCCGUCUGCUGUGCGCCCUGUUGGUGCUCGCCCUGUGCUGCCGCCCUUCCGUGUGUGCGGCAGAGGAAGAAGCUAACCCCAGCAAGGACUCUGAUCCACAAAAGGUUGGCGAGCCAGGGGUACCAGGUCAGGAAACGGAUUCGCUUCUUACAACUUCUUCUUCGUCACAGACAAGAGAGGAGGGGGAAGGGAAGGAGAAACAGAAACCAGAUACGCCGACCCAUACGUCACAGGAAACGGCUACAGUAACCGGAACGGCAAAGUCAGAAAGUAAUUCCAAUAAGGUACAGGAACAAGAAGACGGGCAAUCCACUAAGGAAGAGACUGAAGAUACGAACACUAACACGUCGAAUGAACAACAUAAGGAAUCAAAUGCACCAACCACGACCACCACUACAAAGACAUCAAGUACCACCACCACGACCACCGCGCCACAGGCACCAGGUACUAUGAAUACUGAGGCGCCAACCACGACGACUACAACCACUACGACGACCACCCGCGCACCGUCACGUCUUCGCGAAAUUGACGGCAGCCUCAGCAGCUCUGCGUGGAUGUGUGCCCCGCUGCUGCUCGCCGUAUCCGCACUGGCGUACACCACUCUGGGCUGA